UGAACAUUCACAGCUCCUGUUCCAUCCAUCCAUCAUUCCAUCCAUCCAUCCAUCCCAGGAUGGGAAUGUCGGGACUGACGGCGCGCCUUUGUGAUGUAGGAUGAAGAUGAGAAAAACAAACAAGUGCGUCUGAGAGAGAGAGAGAAAGAGAGAGAGAAUGAAUAUGAAGGACCGGGGGUUUUCGGUUGAACGAAGAGGCAAACCGGCCACGUACACCGGCGACAAGAAAGCGAAAAUGGCCGCUCGGACCAACCAGCAGUGGGUCAGGUUAGCUACAGUGUUCGCUUAUGUGCUCUGUGUGUCUCUGGCUGCCAUCAUCCUGGCUGUUUAUUACAGUCUCAUCUGGAAGCCCACUCCUCCUGGAUCUUCCUCCAGACGGCCCGAGGUGCCGCUGAUGAGCUGUGCGUCAUGGUCCAUGACUAAAGAUUCUCAGAACACCACCAGCGCUGCUGAUCUCUUACACCUCAACAGCACGAACGCAUCCUCAUCCUCAUCCUCAUCAGCAGAGAAGCAGCAGGACGCAGCCUGGAUAGUCGCUCCAGAGAGCACAGCAGAACCGAGCCACGGUUCUCCAAACGCACAGCCGAGCCGUGCGCCUGCGCAACCUGAAACAGGCCAAACCCUGCUGGACUCUUUCACCAAACCUGUGUGGACUUCAGAGAUGUUUCAUGACGGCUCUGGGGCUGAUCUCGGGACAGAGGAAACGCGAGAGGAAGGUGAAAGACAGCAGGUUGUGCGGACGCGCAAAGCCGCGUCUCCAAAUCAGCGCUCAGCUGGAGAGAGGGUUAGAGGAAGGAGAGGCGCAGGGUCAUCAGCACUACAUGGGGUCUUCUGAGGAGGACAGUUUCUGUCUCUCUCUCUCUCACACACACACUUUUAAAUCAGAGAUACAUGAGGAGUCCGUCCAGUUCUGAUCUGACAACCAGUCUGAGGCACUGGUUUGGGAUGCGAUUCGACUGAAUGGACUCGAACACCAGGAUUUAUUGUUUUCUGUCUGGAUUUUAUUUAAUAUUUACUGUACACAGCUCAGAGAGAUGAUUUAGUUUUGCAUUUCUAUUUCACUUCCAGAGAAAACACACUGUGCUCGGAUA
Messenger RNA from Neoarius graeffei (lesser salmon catfish), 1091 nucleotides. RefSeq lists its product as uncharacterized. Lineage: Eukaryota; Metazoa; Chordata; Actinopteri; Siluriformes; Ariidae. The record is from RefSeq and is a predicted model, not a curated record. The transcript has a single exon. Bases 158 to 835 code for a protein of 225 amino acids.